AUGGAUCAAAUACAUAAUAGAACUACUGUUGACUCUACGGAAACAGUUACGAAUGAAAGUCAAAAAAUUUUUGGAGAAGCGGGAACAGUAAUACGUUUAGUCAUUAUAUUUGUGGACACAAUAAUGUUAACAAAUUUAUUAAUAAAUGCAAAUAUAAGUUGCGAUGGAUAUUUACGAACAUGGGUUAUAGGGGCAAAAUUACUAAUGCUUUUUUUUUAUUUUCUUUCGUUAAAAGAAUUUAAAUUAUUAAAGGAGGAUAAGAGUCUAUUUUCCUAGUUUCUUUUAAUAUUAUUGUGUUUUUUGUGGACAUACUUUGGGACGAUUCAGACAAAUAAAUCAAGUACUUGUCAAAAAAAUGCGCCCUUUUUAUUUUGGACAGUUUUUACUUUAGUAACCACAAUAUGGUGUUUAAUUAUAGGAAUGAUUUUAAGUCUCAUGAUUGUAACAGUAGGAUCCUUUUUUGUCGUUAGAUCUAAAAUAGAUAAAAUGUAA
Messenger RNA from Plasmodium gallinaceum, 492 nucleotides. The record is from the annotation of a RefSeq genome assembly. Lineage: Eukaryota; Apicomplexa; Aconoidasida; Haemosporida; Plasmodiidae.